Messenger RNA from Penicillium verhagenii, 1716 nucleotides. Its product is annotated as putative ribosomal assembly complex component Ipi3. Gene Ontology annotation, biological process: rRNA processing; DNA-templated DNA replication. NCBI's taxonomy places the organism in Eukaryota, Fungi, Ascomycota, Eurotiomycetes, Eurotiales, Aspergillaceae. Bases 1 to 1716 code for a protein of 571 amino acids. The record is from RefSeq and is a predicted model, not a curated record. Gene Ontology annotation, cellular component: nuclear pre-replicative complex. The transcript has 2 exons. Gene Ontology annotation, molecular function: protein binding.
AUGAUUUCCGAAUCUUUCAUAGCGGCGACGCUGUCAUCCGCUAAAACUCCGACCGCCACUCUCCGCGAUGUCGGCAUUUGCGUGCAUGAAUUCCAGCCUGCGCCCCAGCUACGAUCCACUUUCAAGAAGAGCUCGACUACACCCAAUUGCUUGGCCGUGAGCCCGUCGCACAUUUUCUCCGCGCAAGCUGAUAAAGCAGUUGUCCAUGUAUACAGUCGGGAGAAGGGAAACCAAGAGGCCUUGGUGCCAUUCCCUGAGCGGAUCCGCAGCAUUGCUGUUGUCGGAGCCAAGCAUGGUGAUGUCCUAGUCCUCGGUACGGAGGGAGGGCGAUUGAUUAUCUGGGAGACAUGCACAGGACGUCAAGUCGCUACCACAGCCUCUCACCUGCAGCCGGUCACUUCGCUCGUCGUCGACCCCACCUCCAACUUCAUUCUGUCCGGCUCCGCUGAUGCUAGCAUACACGUCUGGUCUCUGCCCGGCAUCCUAUCUUUCUCUAAGCCCGCAGAAAACCAAAACCGACAGCCUCCAAACUCACCCAUUCGCACCUUCUCUAACCAUCGUGCCGCCAUCACAUCUGUGGCUGUCGGACAUAGCAAUGGACGGAACAACAUUGCCGUUUCGACCGCGAAGGAUAAUACAGCUAUCGCAUGGGAUUAUAGCACUGGACAAGUUCUGCGAACAUACUUGCUUCCUUCCUCUGCGACCUGUCUAGCAUUGGAUCCGGUGGAUCGUGCUGGUUACGUUGGAUACGAAGACGGUAGCGUGCAAUCCAUCGACUUUUACCGCAGUGGCUCAGUACAACACACCCUCCACGACUCAUCACUACAAUCGACCCCUGCUCAGGUGUCCGCUGAAGACCGAUGGCUUCCUCCAUCUGCCGAGUCCGGCGCUACCCGAGCACUUAUGCUCUCAUAUGACGGUGCUACGCUAUUGUCUGCACACGAUAGCGGCAAGGUACUGUCAUGGAAUAUCGCACGCCGUAAAUUCGCAACUACUGUUGCUGAUAUGACACACCCUGUGACCAAUCUGGUUUCCCUGCCACUCAGUGGCCUGUCAAACCCUUCGCAGGAACCAACCCGCGCUAUUCACACUAUUGUUAAGCCUCGCCACGACGGUGCUCUCUCGGACCCUUCUCAUGCUCCUGGUGCUGUACCAGCGGCAUACAACUUCCAAACACACCUCACCGCUCCUUCACGUCUCCGAGCUCGUCAAGCAACUCAAUUCUCUCAGGCGCUCACCCACGCAGCCUUCCCUACUUCCAUGAUUGAGGAGGGGCUCGCUGAAUUGGCUGCUCUCCGACAGCCCGGAUCUGAAGUUUCGCGUGUUGUACCUACCGCUUCGGUGGUUCAAAGUACCUCGGUUGACAUUGCCGCUCAAGACGAUCGCGUUGAUGAACUGGAGGCUGAAAUCGCUUUACUGAAGAAAAAAGACGUAGUCAAUGACAAGACUCGACACACUACUGCAGAUGAAGUUGUCAAGUUGCGUUCAGAUCUUGCUCAUUUACAAGAUUAUAUCAACGAGAUGCAUGAGAAGCAGGAGGCAGCCCAGCGUGACAAAGUACAGCGCCAAGCAAAGAAGGAGGCUCGUGAAACUAAGAGACGGGAAGCCUGGUUUGCCGCCGAGGGUAAAGGACGCAAUGGUGAUGCUGUGAUAAAGAAGAUGGAAGUUGAUGAUGGCAUGCUUACCAGCGAGACGGAUGACCAGAGCGAUGAGUAA